Messenger RNA from Chlorocebus sabaeus (green monkey), 4267 nucleotides. RefSeq names its product Ran GTPase activating protein 1 (gene RANGAP1). NCBI's taxonomy places the organism in Eukaryota, Metazoa, Chordata, Mammalia, Primates, Cercopithecidae. The record is from RefSeq and is a predicted model, not a curated record. Gene Ontology annotation, biological process: nucleocytoplasmic transport; activation of GTPase activity; signal transduction. Gene Ontology annotation, cellular component: cytosol; nucleus; perinuclear region of cytoplasm. Gene Ontology annotation, molecular function: GTPase activator activity; small GTPase binding.
CCCAGGAUCCUAUCCAGGACCAUGUAUUGCAUUCAGUUGUCUUUUUCGUUUCCUGUAAUCGGCAACAGUUUCUUAGUUUUUCUUUGUCUAACAUAAUACAAACAUUUCGGGAAGGGUACAGAUCCGUUAUUCUGUACCAUGUCCCUCAGCUUGGGUUUCUAGUGAUUAGGCUAAGGUUGUAGACCGGACGGUGACGCCGUGUUUUUCUCAGUGCAUCACACAGAAAGCGUGCGAUGAAUGUCAGCUUGUCCUGCUGUUGAUGUUAACGUGGCCGUUCAAGCGGUGUCUGCAGUUUCUCUACGAUAGUUACUAUUUCCCCUUUUUAAUUAUCAGGUAAUUUGUGCAUAUUUAUGUGGAAGGCUUCGAAUGCCCUUUCAGUUUCAUGGGACGGAAAAGAGCACUUUAUAUGGGCAAAUGGAUACCUGUGUCUUGCGGAAGACACCCAGCAGCCAGCAGUACCUGUGUCAACAAAGUUACGCGAACAAAACCUUUCCGGAAGAGCUGAGGGACCUGGGUGCAACGCAUUCUGGGAAUUGUAGUCUCUGGGUGCUCCCGGCUGAACACCGCCCUGCGGUCUCUGCGAGAAAGAGCCAGAAGCCGCCAGGGGAGGGCGAAGAGGAGGGUGGCGGGGACGCUCUGCGCGCGGUGCGCCAUGGGACGGGUAGUUCACGGCGCGCGCCCCGUCGCGCCCCCAGCUAGGGAACGGGACUACUCUAUCCGAGAGCCCGCGCGUGCGGGGCGAGGGCAAGCCGGCCGGGGCCUCGAACAAAUCAAAUCGAAGCAAAGAAACUGCCGGCUUUCAAAAUCCUCCUCCUCCGCCAUCAUCCGCCGCGGUGCGGAGAGCAGGUGGUGCUGGAAGCGCGUGAGUCCGGGAGCGCGAGAGAGCUGACAGACAAGCCAGCUGGACAUCUGGACCGCUGGACCCGGAGGUGGCGACCCCGGCCUGACCCGGACCCUAAAUCCGUCCCCGCCCCACCGGGCGGAGGCGCGUGCUCGGUUACCCCCACGCGGCGGCGCCGCCUGUUUACGGUAGAGUCAGGGUCCCUUUCCUUUCACAGUCACCUGCCUGGAAGAGGGGUGGGGGCGAGGAGGGCGUGGCGCCCUGUGCACCUUUUGCCUGCCCCCUCGGCCUUCUUCACUAAGUCUUCGAUGGCCGAGCGCCCCGGGGUGGCGGUGGGAGUGGGGUUGUUGGGCGGCGCUGGCUUCUUUCACAAAUGGGGAAACGGAGGCUUAAAGGGCGUCUGACUCGCCGGAGCAGCUCAGCCUGCAGCUGCUAGCAGUGGCGUCUCAUAUUAGCAUCGUUGUCAACCGGAGGCGGUGCGAGUCCGCCGGGAAUUCCAGAUGGGUCUCCCGCGCCGCCCGCCUGUCAUUUGCGGCCUGUAUUCGCGAGUCGCUCCCGCGGCGCCGCCUCCCAGCAGGCCCACGCCAACGGGGGGCCCGGGCUGGCGCCGCUGUCCCUGGAAUCGAUUCUGCAGAUCUCCAGGGGAACCCACCAGCCUAGUCAGCAUGGCCUCAGAAGACAUUGCCAAGCUGGCAGAGACACUGGCCAAGACUCAGGUGGCCGGGGGACAGCUGAGUUUCAAGGGCAAGAGCCUCAAACUCAACACUGCAGAAGAUGCUAAAGAUGUGAUUAAAGAGAUUGAAGACUUUGACAGCUUGGAGGCUCUGCGUCUGGAAGGCAACACAGUGGGUGUGGAAGCAGCCAGGGUCAUCGCCAAGGCCUUAGAGAAGAAGUCGGAGUUGAAGCGCUGCCACUGGAGCGACAUGUUCACAGGGAGGCUGCGGACUGAGAUCCCACCAGCCCUGAUCUCACUAGGGGAAGGACUCAUCACAGCUGGGGCCCAGCUGGUGGAGCUGGACUUAAGUGACAACGCGUUUGGGCCCGACGGUGUGCAAGGCUUCGAGGCCCUGCUCAAGAGCUCAGCCUGCUUCACCCUGCACGAACUCAAGCUCAACAACUGUGGCAUGGGCAUCGGUGGCGGCAAGAUCCUGGCUGCAGCUCUGACCGAGUGUCACCGGAAAUCCAGUGCCCAAGGCAAGCCUCUGGCCCUGAAGGUCUUCGUGGCUGGCAGAAACCGUCUGGAGAACGAUGGCGCCACUGCCUUGGCAGAAGCUUUUAGGGUCAUCGGGACCCUGGAGGAAGUCCACAUGCCACAGAAUGGGAUCAACCACCCUGGUGUCACUGCUCUGGCCCAGGCUUUCGCCGUCAACCCCCUGCUGCGGGUCAUCAACCUAAACGACAACACCUUCACCGAGAAGGGCGCCGUGGCCAUGGCUGAGACCUUGAAGACCUUGCGGCAGGUGGAGGUGAUCAAUUUUGGGGACUGCCUGGUGCGCUCCAAGGGUGCCGUUGCCAUUGCAGAUGCCAUCCGUGGCGGCCUGCCCAAGCUAAAGGAGCUGAACUUGUCAUUCUGUGAAAUCAAGAGGGAUGCUGCCCUGGCUGUUGCCGAGGCCAUGGCAGACAAAACUGAGCUGGAGAAGCUGGACCUGAACGGCAACACCCUGGGAGAAGAAGGCUGUGAACAGCUUCAGGAGGUGCUGGAGGGCUUCAACAUGGCCAAGGUGCUGGCGUCCCUCAGUGACGACGAGGACGAGGAGGAGGAGGAAGGAGAAGAAGAAGAGGAAGCCGAAGAAGAGGAGGAGGAGGAAGAGGAGGAAGAGGAAGAAGAAGAAGAGGAGGAGGAAGAGGAGGAGCCUCAGCAGGGAGGGCAGGGAGAGAAGUCAGCCACGCCCUCACAGAAGAUUCUGGACCCUAACACUGGGGAGCCAGCUCCCAUGCUGUCCUCCCCACCUCCUGCAGACGUCUCCACCUUCCUGGCUUUUCCCUCUCCAGAGAAGCUGCUGCGCCUGGGGCCCAAGAGCUCCAUGUUGAUAGCCCAGCAGACUGACACAUCUGACCCCGAGAAGGUGGUCUUUGCCUUCCUAAAGGUGUCAUCUGUGUUCAAGGACGAAGCUACUGUGAGGACGGCAGUGCAGGAUGCAGUAGAUGCCCUGAUGAAGAAGGCUUUCAGCUCCUCGUCCUUCAACUCCAGCGCCUUCCUCACCAGGCUCCUCGCACACAUGGGUCUACUCAAGAGUGAAGAUAAGGUCAAGGCCAUUGCCAACCUGUACGGCCCCCUGAUGGCACUGAACCACAUGGUGCAGCAGGACUAUUUCCCCAAGGCCCUUGCACCCCUGCUGCUGGCAUUCAUAACCAAGCCCAACAGCGCCUUGGAAUCCUGCUCCUUUGCCCGCCACAGUCUGCUGCAGACACUGUACAAGGUCUAGACUCAAAGCCUCUCCCAUCCCUUGGCCUGGACCAGUGAGCUACGGAGGGACUCGGAGGAACUGAGGCACAACCCACGCCGUUGCCUUGGACAGGACUCUGGCCAGAGACAGGGCGGUCUGUGUCCCGUGUGUCCUCUCAGUCCCCUGAGUAUGUGUGUAGGUGUGGUGCGCGUGCAGGUCUGUGCCUCCUGUCGGGAUUUGGGUUUGAACCUCUCUCUGCUGGCCUGGCUCUGCUCUGUUGUGGGGAGUUGGCCCCCAGGGGAAAGGACUGUGAGCUGCUCCGCCAUUAAACUCACCUUCACCUGAUGGCGCUCUGCUGAUCUCCGCCUGGGCCCUGAUGGCUGUCCCCACCCACCUGCCUUCCAGCCCGGCUCCCUGGCGGAGCCAGAGCCCAAGGAGUUGCCCGCGUGCUGUCCUUCCCCUCUGUGUUGUGACUGGGCUGUUUCCUGCCCUGCCUGGGCUGCUGCUCGUCACCAAGCCCUGGUCCUGCAGCAGCUAUCCUCCCUGCCAUCCAUGCCACUGUGCCGAGCGCUCAGCCUCAAGAGCAGAGAGUACCAUGGGUGGGACUGUGGGGGUGGCAUCGUGGGGCUGUUGGCAGAUGGCAACCCUGGGCCCCAUGCCGUGUGGACAGGCAGACACCAGAUUGUCCAGGAGCAGGAGCUGCUGGAACUGCGCUGGCCCCGGACCUAGCGGACCCUCUCCUGGCUGCUGAGAUGUUGUCUGUGACUGGCCUGGGGGCCAAGCUGGAGGCGGUGUGUUGACAACCCAAAGCUGUUGUCCAGUCUGGGGAGGGAGGGGCAGGGUCCCCAAUGUCCGAGCCGUAUCUGGACGCUGCUCUUAAAGGACCUCCUGGGGCAGGGGAGCAGUGGGGUCUGGACUGGGCAGAUGCUGUACAACCUCCCUGCGUGCCCGUGACUGCCCCAUGCUUUCCCCUUUGUGUUCUGUGUGUGUCUGGGCUGUGCCCGGGGGCUUCACAAAUAAAGUCAUGUGUACAGCUUCA